Molecule: messenger RNA, 1615 nt
Organism: Hydra vulgaris (swiftwater hydra)
Lineage: Eukaryota; Metazoa; Cnidaria; Hydrozoa; Anthoathecata; Hydridae
Source: RefSeq, a predicted model, not a curated record
AUGUUAAAGUACUCUCAUGAAUCAUCAUCAGAUUCAGAAUAUAAUGAGUCAAUUGCUAUUUCAACAUAUAAUUUAAGAAAGAUGGAUAACUUUGCUUUAGAGUGUGUUCGGUAUGCGAUAUCGAGUGAAGCUGCUGCAGCUCUUGGUAAUGGACUUUUAAAAGAUCUUGGAGUUAUUACUAAAACUGAUAAAACUGAUGUUUUAGAUAAAAGUAAAAUGGAUCGAGCUAAAAAAAGGGUUUGUCUUCAGUCUGUUGCUGAACACAAUAUCAAAGUGCAAAAUCUAUCAUGUAUUGGAUGUGACAGUAAGGAUGAUAAAGGUAGCCUGGUUUAUAGAAGUAUGUUGCCAGAUAGUAUUAGCAAAAAAAAUAAAUUAAUAGAAAAGGUUUAUCUAAGUUUUACAGUAGAAUCGGGAGAAAUGAAAGGUAGAUAUCUGACACACAAAGAUAUUUUAAAUGCCACAGGAGAAAAUUUAGCGCAGUCUACUUUUGAAGUGUUAAAACAAUACAAUAGUGUUGAUUCUUUGUUAGGAAUUGUUUUUGACAAUACAAAUGUCAACACUGGAUAUAAAACUGGCCUUUGUGCCAGCCUUGAAAGAAAACUUGGCAGAACAAUUCAUAAAAUUGGCUGUGCACUUCAUAGCAACGAGUUACCUUUGCGUCAUAUUAUAGAACAGCUAGAUGGCGGUACAAACACUCCGCAAAUAUUUUUUGGUGAAAUUGGAAAAGGUGCAGCACAAGACCUUCAUCAUAAACCCAUUGCCAAAUUCGAACUUGUUUUGACUUCUUUAGUUUUUCCAGAAAAUAGUGUGAUCAAUGACUUAAGUUCUGAUCAAAGGUUAUUGCUGGAAUAUGUGUGUGGUAUAAGUUCAGGUGUUGUAAAUCCAGUUUACGCUCAUUAUAAAAUUGGUCCAGUUAAUCAUGCUAGGUGGCUGACAUUAGCAAUACGUAUUUUAGUUUUGUAUUCAAGAACAGAACAACCUACUCCUGUCCUUAAAGAGAUAGUAAAUUACAUACAGGCAGAGUAUGGCCCCACAUGGUUUGCUAUUAAGAAAUCAAAGAACUUUACUGAAGGGCCAAAAAUUUUAUACACAACAUUAAAAAAUAUAAAAAAUUUUAGCCAAACUAUACAAGACAUUAUACUACCUGUUGUUUUAAGAAAUGCGUAUUGUCUUCUUCCAGAAAACUUUCUUUUAUCCCUUUUUGUUGAUGAUUUGAAAGAAAUACGAAACAGAGCAGUUAGGCUGAUUUUAAAAUGUCGAGAUAAUCCUCCGUUGAUAGAAUAUAUGGUGGUAUCAGAAUUAACAAAAUCCCAAAUAUUGAAAAUCUUGAAAUUGAAUGUGACACAUGGGCAGAUCUGCUUUCUGAUGAUAAACUGAUCUAUGAACCUCCUGCUACUAAGAACCUGACUUAUCUGGAACUACUCAAUACAAUUGAAUGUAAACCAGAUCCUUAUGAGCUUGGUUGGGACUUUCCGCUACAUAGUCAGUCUGUUGAGCGUGUUGUAAAGCUUGUUUCUGAGGUUUCAAAAAAAAGCCUAUUCUUUACAGAAUAGACAUGGUUUAGCAGUAGGGAAGCAAAAAAGUCGAAUAUCAAGAAAAAAGUUUUGUUCAAAAA